AUAUCAAGUCCCUGUGUUAUCACAGCAACAAUAUCAAGUCUCUAUGUUAUCAUAGCAACAAUAUCAAGUCCCUAUGUUAUCAUAGCAACAAUAUCAAGUCCCUGUGUUAUCAUAGCAACAAUAUCAAGUCCUUGUGUUAUCACAGCAACAAUAUCAAGUCUCUGUGUUAUCACAGCAACAAUAUCAAGUCCCUCUGUUAUCAUAGCAACAAUAUCAAGUCCCUGUGUUAUCAUAGCAACAAUAUCAAGUCCGUGUGUUAUCACAGCAACAAUAUCAAGUCCCUAUGUUAUCAUAGCAACAAUAUCAAGUCCCUGUGUUAUCAUAGCAACAAUAUCAAGCCCCUGUGUUAUCACAGCAACAAUAUCAAGUCCCUGUGUUAUCACAGCAACAAUAUCAAGUCCCUCUGUUAUCAUAGCAACAAUAUCAAGUCCCUGUGUUAUCAUAGCAACAAUAUCAAGUCCGUGUGUUAUCACAGCAACAAUAUCAAGUCCCUAUGUUAUCAUAGCAACAAUAUCAAGUCCCUGUGUUAUCAUAGCAACAAUAUCAAGUCCCUGUGUUAUCACAGCAAUAAUAUCAAGUCCCUGGGUUGAAGUAGAUAUAUACAUAGAUAUAAAUAGCAUAUUUUAG
Messenger RNA from Lottia gigantea (owl limpet), 627 nucleotides. RefSeq lists its product as hypothetical. The record is from RefSeq and is a predicted model, not a curated record. The annotation marks the transcript as partial. The transcript has a single exon. Lineage: Eukaryota; Metazoa; Mollusca; Gastropoda; Lottiidae.